AUGAAGCCAACACCAGCAGCCCGCGAUGCCCGGACCAUGCCCCAAGACUCAACAUUGACAGACGUCAGUGUCGACGAGCACGGCGAGAUUUGCUACUACGGCCCAACCUCUGCCGUCCACGACCCGCCGCAACUAGACUCGCCACUGUCGCUGGCCACAUCGGCUACAAAUGCGAGCGUGACUUCCAAGGCCGACGCGCGAUCUGCCGUGGCCGCGUUUGCCAGGGAAUCUGCAACUUGGGAGGACUUCGCUUUGGGAAAUGCUUCGCUGGAGACCGGCAUCCCUCGUUCGGUGCUGGCAAAACUACUCCAUGUACACUGGGCCUGGGUCUCUCCCAUGUUUACUUGGGUAUACCGGCCGGCAUUUGUGAGAGAUAUGGCCACUGGAGGGCGUUAUUAUUCCGAGUUCCUCCUUACCGUCAUCUGCUCACACGCUGCUAAAUAUCAGGAUAGCGAAUACGCCGACAUGCUGCUUGCCCGGGCUCGUCGCCUCCUGGGCAACGCAAUUCAGGAGCCGAGCUCGAUUCCCACUGUGCAGGCCCUCCUGCAGCUAAGUGCCAGAGACCUUGCACAAGGAUCCAUUUCCAGAGCGUGGGUGUAUAGCGGCAUCGCCUUUCGCAUGGCAAGCGACUUGGGGCUUCAACAUAGCGGGCCGGACCUCAGAGGCAUGGGAGCAAUUGAUCUCGAGGUUCGGCGCAGGCUCUUCUGGAGUUGUUAUUUUUGGGACAAAGCUACCAGUUUGUAUGCCGGUCGGUUGCCUGCUGUCACUGAAGUGCUCCAUCCAGACACCCUCGACCUCCUGGAUGAUUCGACCGAUCUAGAUAUAUGGUCGCCAUAUUAUGGGAACUCUCUCAAUCUCACUAAGUUUACACAGAACCAGUACCCGCCCAUGCGUAACUAUGCCGUAUCGACUUUCGUCAACUCGUGUAAGCUUUCCAUGAUUAUCCACGACAUCAUAGUUCAGCUUUACUAUCGCCGCAAUCGAACCAAUACCGAAGAAACGAUUAAGGAUAUCAAGUCACGUCUCGAUUCAUGGCGAGAAAAUUCGCCACGCCACCUCAAGUACGACCCCGAUAAUCUUCCAACCAUCUGUCCACCACCACAUAUUAUAUCCCAAAACCUUCUCUACUUUACGACUAUCAUAUUAACUCACCGACCAUUUUGGUCUAUCCCAUCCUACUACAAGGUUUGCAUCAGUGCAUCACAAAGUAUUGAAGCGCUUGUACUCUUACUCGAGUCAACGUUUGGGCUAGAGAACAUCACCUACCUGAUGGGCUACUGCAUCUACACUGGCGCAUCCGCCAUUUUGGAAGAUGCCAAACGCAAUAAAGGACCUGCGAGCCAAACGCUGAAAACAUAUCUCCGUGCGCUCAACGCGGGAAUGAAAACCUGCCCGCUCUUGGAACGCAGCCUGCAAAUUAUCGUCAAGGGACUAAAUCGAUAUCCAUCUGGCAGUAGUUUGAGCCUCUCAGGCCAUCCCGAGUCCCAAGGCGUAGCAGAGGUGGACUUCCAUAUCAACACCACUACCGCGAAUAGCUACAUUCCCGCGUUUCCCUACCUUGGGCCGGACAUGUCUAUGGACUUUUGCGGGAGUUCAUAUCUAGGCAACCAGAAUCCAGACUCCAUGUCGAUGCUGGAUUGCUUUCCCGAGAUGCAGACGGACUUUGGUGAGCUGUUAUACACACAUGUAGACUAA
Molecule: messenger RNA, 1695 nt
Organism: Clonostachys solani
Lineage: Eukaryota; Fungi; Ascomycota; Sordariomycetes; Hypocreales; Bionectriaceae
Source: the annotation of a GenBank genome assembly